CAGUCCCUCAUCAUCGCGGCGAAUCGAUUGCCGAUCAGUGUGAAGAAGAAGCCGGACGGGACGUGGGAUCUUCGGACGUCGGCGGGCGGACUGGUGAGCGCGCUGUUGGGCGUACGAAAGACGUACGACAUGACGUGGAUUGGAUGGCCGGGGGUGUUCGUAGAAGAGGGACCCGAUCGCGACGCGCUCACGGCGACGUUACGUAAGCAGAACUUCUUGCCGGUGUACUUGACGAAGACGCAAGUCGAGCUGUAUUACAAUGGGUACUGCAACAAUGUGCUGUGGUCGCUGUUUCACUACGUGCCGCUGAGUUUCGAAGCCAAGCUCAGCGAAGAUACGAACAUGCACGCGCAAUGGUUGGCUUAUAAGGAAGCCAAUCGCGCGUUUAGCGAUGCCAUCAUGAGCGUGUAUCGCACAGGGGACGUCGUCUGGGCGCACGAUUACCAUUUGAUGCUCGUGCCGCAAAUGUUGCGAGCGUACGAAGAUAGCAUGAAAAUUGGUUGGUUUCUGCACACGCCGUUUCCGAGUUCGGAAAUUUACCGAAUGUUGCCGAUGAGAGAAGAGCUGUUGCACGGGUGUUUGGCGGCUGAUCUCGUUGGCUUUCACACGUACGAUUACGCGCGGCACUUUGUAUCGGCGACGAGCCGAAUUCUUGGUUUAGAGGCGACACCCGAGGGCGUGGAAAAUAACGGGAGCUUUACGCGUGUUGCGGCGUUUCCCAUCGGUAUCGAUCCGGGUCGCUUCACCUCGGCUCUACGCACAAAUGAGGUGCAGGUGCACAUUAACGAGCUCCGCGAACGCUUCCGAGGUCGCAAAGUCAUGCUCGGUGUCGACCGUCUCGACAUGAUCAAGGGUAUCCCGCACAAGUUGUUGGCGUUUGAGAAAUUUUUGAGUGAGAAUCCUGAUUGGGCGAAUAAGGUGAUUCUCAUCCAGAUCGCCGUGCCGACUCGCAGCGACGUUCCGGAGUACCAACGACUCGCCUCGCAAGUGCACGAACUUGUUGGGAGAAUCAACGGCCGUUUCGGCUCCAUCGGGAGCGUUCCGAUUCAGCAUUUGGAUUGUACUAUGCAGUUUCCUGAGCUUUGCGCGCUUUAUGCAGUUACAGACGUCAUGCUCGUCACUUCUCAGCGCGACGGUAUGAACCUCGUCUCUUAUGAGUUUGUUUCGUGCCAAAGCAAGAACGACGCCGGCGUGUUGGUUCUAUCCGAAUUCGCGGGCGCCGCGCAGUCUAUCGGCGCUGGGGCUCUUUUAGUGAACCCGUACAACGUCACCGACGUCGCAAGCGCCAUUAAAGACGCGUUAACGAUGCCUGAAGUGGAAAAGAUUGAGCGACACAGAAGCAGCUUCUCGCACGUGAGCAUUCACACUUCGCAAGCGUGGGCGGACACGUUCAUCAGUGAACUCAACGACACGCACGUCGAAGCAGAAUUACGUCAAAAGCGUAUUCCGCCGCAUCUCAAGCCCGAAGCGAUGGUCAAAUCGUUUCAAAUGGGUAAAGAACGGCUCAUCAUUCUGGGCUACAACGCCACACUCACCGAUCCCAUGGAGAGCAAGACCAAGAUACGGCCGAAGCUCGAGUCGCAGAAGAGUCGUCACAAGAUUCAUCCGGUCGCACAGGAGUGCCUCACGCGCCUGUGCGAUGAUCCUAAUACCACUGUUUGUAUCUUCAGCGGUUCCGAGCGCAACAAGUUGGCGCAAAUCUUUGCGAUGUUGCCCAAGGUUUGGAUCGCGGCGGAAAAUGGCGUUUUUAUUCGACCACCACUUCAAGGCAAGAACGGCACCGACACUCCAAAGUGGCUGACCAUGAUUGAGACUACGAAUUUGGACUGGUUGGAGAGCGUUGAAGUCGUUUUUGAGUACUUUUGUGAGCGUACUCCGAGAAGUCACGUGGAGAUGCGCGAAACGUCGCUGGUGUGGAGUUACAAGUACGCCGAUCCGGACUUUGGUCGUCAACAAGCGCGCGACUUGCUACAGCACUUAUGGACUGGCCCGAUUUCGAAUGCUCCCGUGGAUGUCAUCAUGGGUGCAAAGUCUGUCGAAGUGCGUCCGGUCGGCUUGAGCAAGGGAACCGCAGUCGAGCGCAUCGUGCAAAUGAUCGGCGGACACGGCAAAGAACUCAUUGAAGUCGAUUUCGUCGCGUGCUGCGGUCACUUCUUAGGCCGUGACGAGGAUAUCUUCUCGUUCUUGGAG
Messenger RNA from Ostreococcus lucimarinus CCE9901, 2190 nucleotides. RefSeq lists its product with no specific name. The annotation marks the transcript as partial. NCBI's taxonomy places the organism in Eukaryota, Viridiplantae, Chlorophyta, Mamiellophyceae, Mamiellales, Bathycoccaceae. Gene Ontology annotation, cellular component: cytosol. Gene Ontology annotation, biological process: trehalose biosynthetic process. Gene Ontology annotation, molecular function: alpha,alpha-trehalose-phosphate synthase (UDP-forming) activity. The transcript has a single exon. The record is from RefSeq and is a predicted model, not a curated record.